Plectropomus leopardus (leopard coralgrouper) is the source of this 1428-nucleotide messenger RNA. RefSeq lists its product as uncharacterized. NCBI's taxonomy places the organism in Eukaryota, Metazoa, Chordata, Actinopteri, Perciformes, Serranidae. The record is from RefSeq and is a predicted model, not a curated record. Gene Ontology annotation, molecular function: calcium ion binding; protein binding.
CAGGUGUGUUGCAGACACAGGUGAGGCUCUUGUGGUGUGAUGGAUCAGUGUGAGGAGGUCAAAGAGGAGCAGCUGUCUGAUCAGUCAAACCAGCAUCCAGUGGAGGACAAGGAGAAGCCGACCCGGGGUCAAGAGGGCGACAGUGGUGAUCAGUGGGACACUGACCUGGAAACAGAGGAUGCCAAAAAUCAGACACACAGUUUGUCCUUUGCAGAGCGUUACCUGCAGGCCUGUCAGGGGAUAGGGACCUUUCCAGUUUCUUCCUUCCUCCGUCACUUGGAUGAAGCCAAUGUCAUCCUGAACCAUUAUGUUAUGGGCCCCCUAGGGGCCAAAGCUGUGGCCGUAGUUCUGCAAAAUGACAAUACCAUCUCCAAUCUUGAGCUUGAGGACAAUGCUCUCAAAGCAGAGGGGACACGCUAUCUGAUGGAGAUGCUUCAAACUAACAUCAGCAUCCAGAGUCUGAAUCUUUCCAACAACCAGCUGCACCUUGAGGGAGCGGACAUGGUCUCCAAAAUGCUGAAAGACAAUUACAACAUUAAAUCCAUCAAACUCUCAGGAAAUGACUUUGAUGAUUCUGCUGCCAAAUACUUUGCUGAUGCUUUAAAGGGCGACUUUGUGCUCAAAGAGCUGGACCUCAGUCACAACAACUUCUGUGAUACAGGAGGGGAACACCUGGGGCAAAUAUUAGCCACAAAUUUAGGUAUUGAAGUCUUAAAUCUGAGCUGGAAUCAACUUCGUAUGAGUGGUGCAGUGGCUUUGAGUGCUGGGCUGAAGGUGAACUCGACUCUAAAGCAGCUUGAGCUGUCGCGGAAUGGUUUUGGACAAAUCGAGGCAGAGUCACUGGGUUUAGCCCUGAAACAAAAUAACGCUCUAGUGCUGCUGGACCUCAGCUUUAACCAUAUCAGCGACCAGGCUGUGAGGGGGCUCUGCCAGGGCCUGGCCACCAACGACACCCUCAGGGUCCUGAAGCUCUCCAAUAACCCUCUGACAAAUACUGGAGCUCUGACUCUGCUCCAGACAGUUAAGAACAACACGAAAUCAGCAGUGCAGGAGAUCGAUAUUUCUACCGUGUUUGUGUAUGAAGCCUUUAUGGAGCUGUUGGAAGAAACCCAUAAGAGGCGUCCUUCUCUGGUUGUUGAGUACAGCAUCAUGCUCUCCGUCAUCAGGAACUUAUCUGCCCUCCAAAUCUUUCAGAAAUUCCUUGAAGAGAGAAACGAGAGCAUCGUAGAUUUCUUCCAAGCUCUGGAUAAAGAAGGAACCAUGAAAGUCUCCAACUCGGCCUUCAGGACGGCUGUAAAGGAAGCUAACGUACCUCUGAAUCAGCGGCAGCUUGAGUGGUUGAUCAGGAAGUUUGACAAGAACUGCGCAGCCACCAUCACCUACAGUUUGCUGAGCUGUCAUAGCUGCAGAGCCGUACAGCACCACUGA